This is a messenger RNA of Paramecium sonneborni, 1232 nucleotides long. NCBI's taxonomy places the organism in Eukaryota, Ciliophora, Oligohymenophorea, Peniculida, Parameciidae. The record is from the annotation of a GenBank genome assembly.
AUGAAAAAAUAAUAUGGCAAUUCAUUUAUUUUAGACACUUCAAUAGUAACUUAAAUUAAUUAUACAAGGGCAUGAACAAUACAAUUUAUUUAAGUCCUAAUACAAAAAAACCUAUUACAAACAGUUUUUCAGUUAAAACAGAUUUAUAUGAUCAAAAUUUGUAAUGUAAUGUAUUUCUAUUCCUAUCAAUUGUUCAUGGAAAUCAUUAACUAAAUAAAUUAUUUAUUUAAAGAUGCGGAAAUAAAGAUAAGUUUUUGUAAAUGUUUGACACUUUUUAAUAUUCUGCUUUACUUACAAAAGUGCUUCAGAUAAUUAAUUAAUAUUUUACAGAAACACAGACAUAAUGUUUUGAAUAAUAUCCUAGUAGUAAUAAUAAAUCAUGGUAUUCUUCUGAUUAAAAAUACACCCCAAAAUAAGGAAGUAACGAUAAAUUUUAAUCAAUGAUAAAAAAAAUAAUUACAACAGAUCUAGAUCCUUUAAAAUCCUUGAUCAAUAGAGUUUAGGAAUAAAAUUAAAGUUAGUAACAAUCCUCAACUAAAAUUACAUCAUCAGCAUCGAAUCUUUCUAAUAAACUGAGUGAGAAAUUAAUGAAAACUAAUAUACUUAAGGAUUAAUUGAAAGAAAAAAUAACAAAAUUAGCUAUGUAGAAUAGUUACAACUAUUAGUAUAAAUUAAUUAAAACAGAAACAGAUGCUUCUUAAACUUAUUCUGCACAUGUUAAAGAUACACCAAGUUAAACAAAUACAUAAUAAGAAUCAAUUUUACAUAAACCAAAUAGAAUCUCUUUUGGAUAACAAUAAUUGUUUAAUAAUUCAUAAAAUGACGAUUAGAUUAUUGAAUAUUAAAAAAAUGGAAAAAAUUAAAAAACAUUAAUUGAAUCUUCUCCUACAUUUCUACACCAUUAAUAAAAAGAUAACGUUAUAUAAACAUCAGAAACAUAAAUAAAUUUAUAAAAUUGCAAUAAUCAAAACGAAGAUUAAAGCAAUGAUAAUUCUUUGGAUUUGACACCAGAUAAAUCUAGAAGAUUCGAAGGAACGUUUGGUAAAGUUAAAAAUAGAGAACUUAAAAAUAAAAAAAAAUCUAAUAGUGUUUCUGGUAAUGUGUCACCAUAAAGAAGUGACAGACAUAAUCAUGAAGUCAUUUCGAUCGAUUAAAUCUAACAUAAAAGAAAAAUUAGUAUUAAUAGUGUAAAUAGAAGAUAUAAUAUAUUAACAAAUGAAUAAUUGGAAUGA